Molecule: messenger RNA, 1260 nt
Organism: Haemonchus placei
Lineage: Eukaryota; Metazoa; Nematoda; Chromadorea; Rhabditida; Trichostrongylidae
Source: the annotation of a GenBank genome assembly
AUGAUUUCCAUCGGAAACGAAACCAAGUUCCUUUGUGGCAAUGGGUUGUUGGAAUUCCGAGGAGCUUAUUAUGUGAUACGAGGCAAUGAUCCAACAGCCAACAUUUCACCUGUGUGGGAACCGAAUGAAUGGUUUUUGGGCAACUCAAAGUCGCAGUUCUUUUUCACAUUUCCGUCACUACCUCUUAUGGUCGCACACGCUCUCAUAUGGACCACCAUCUAUUUCUUCUUAAUUAAGUUUUCUAGUAAUAUUGGGACCAUACUAUCUCGACUUUGUGUCUUAGCGCCAUGCGCUUUGUACAUAUUUUUGAUACUCGGCAUGUCGAUCAGCGGGUUUCAUUUUGGAACGCCUUCAAUCGAAAAAGAAAUCUCUCAACAAAAACGAGACGACGAUCCCUUCGACUAUUGGGCGGACAUCAGAGGUUUCUACCGUACUACAAUCCUCACAGUAGACUACUCGGGUGCAUUCUCUGGUUUGCUUCUGUUCGCCACAAGUCGUCUACGGCCAGGAGCAAAGUCUUUGAAUGCUCUUUUGCUUCUACCAAUGAUGAUGUUAGUACCCACAAUGAUGACGAUCCUUCGAAAUGGAUGCGAAGGCCACGUAGCCGAUCAACAGCCCGCCUAUACGGUAUACGCCUCAACAGAUGAGACGAUAUCGUUCGAUCUGCUUCCGGUGUGUUUCGCGACGAGCAGAGCAGGACCAAUUUGGGCUAUUGUCUACUACACGGCUCAGUUUUUGUACACUUCUUUAGGACCAAUGAUUGUCUACGUGUCUUUCAUCUAUCAGUCUUUCGUCGAUGAUGUACCAACCGUUCAAAAUUUUGCUUCAAUUUUCUUCGCCUUAAUCGUCACCCUAUUUGCCGUGCCAUCAGUUUUACUUUAUAUGCCUUUGGGUACGAAAGUCACUACGCUGUUCCGUUACACGUCACAAUCGUCGAUCGUUCAGAUAUUGUGCUAUAUCCUCAUCUACUUUGUUUACGGUUGGCAAACUAUCGAAUCAGAUAUUCUGACGACGUCAACCGAUGCGAGUACUGUAUCACUGUUACAGUACCUUAUCCGCCCUACCAGUCCCAUAUACACCGUGCUGAUGUUCACGCUAGUUCCAGCUCUGCUGUGUGUAAGUUCACUUUUCUUUCUGCUUCAUAUAUAUGUAUACUUUACCAUGUGGGAGCAAAUGAAGCACACAAUUGGUUUUGUGUCCAUGCGGAACCUUACCACCCAUAACAAAAGUGCCAACUGCCUGUUUGCUCAUGGGCACUAG